CAGUUUCACUUUCCGUUCUACCUGUUAGCGGACGAGCUGGUGGAUGUGGCGAAAAGAGCUAAACAAGUAGUAUAGUCUUCACUAAAGUACUCUUCUAACUAUUAAGUCGAGUAGAGGAAGUUUCUGUUGGAUGCGGACAGGACUUCAACAACACGACCAGAGAAGGUUGGAUGUAAACUUGUCUUAUAGACAGCUGUAUCCUGUCAAAACUUCGAUGUUUGCGCGAUACAGUUUGUGCUACCUGUCGUUUCAGGUGUAAUUAUGGCUUCUGAAGUUACACCGACAAUAAAUUUGAAAGAAGCGGAGGAACUGGCCCUCUGUCUGAGUGAAGCCCUCAGCAGCGGGGACGGACCGGAGGCAGUCAAGCUGUGCCAGAGACUGUCACAACUCUCUGUUCCAGUGUCUGUCCGCAUCAACAGUCAGGCCUACCCUCAGGACUCCAUAAGGUUGUGGGUUGGAGUGGAGGAUGCUCAGUCAGAUAACUACAUCCCAGUGACUGUUGUGGUCUCUUGUGACAUGACAAUUGCCCAACUUAAAGAAAAGCGUUGGGUGAUUGGGAAACGGUUGGCUCAGGACCAGGAGACGUUGUAUAGCCACGGUGUCCGUCAGAACGGAGACAAGGCUUUCCUGUUUAUCCUCUCCGCCCAUGCUACUCAUCUCACACGGCAGCAACACCAGCUGGACCAGGAGCAACAACGCUUAGAGGGUAUCAUGGAGAUGAUGCAACUUUUACCCAGAGGGCUGGGCGGAGGCGGUGGUGAGAAGAACGCUCCUCCCCCAGUGUAUCAACAUGCUCCUCCUCCUCUUCCUCCUAAACCGGCAACUGCGAUUAAACCUGCUGUGCCUCCUAAACCUCAGUUGGGCUGGGCCUGUGCUAUGUGUACAUUCGUAAACAAACCAACGCGUCCAGGCUGUGAGAUGUGUGGAGGAGAACGGCCAGAGGAUUACAAGGUGCCUAACAUCUACCAGCCAGACCAGCAGGAGGUUCUUCGAAUUCAGCAGGAACAGCUGGCCAUGUUGCAGUACGAACAGGCUCAGCGGGAGGAACGAGAGAGGAACUACCUGUACUUGUUGGCAACAGAAGACCAGCACCUUAUCACCAACACCACAGAGACAGACUGUCCCAUCUGCUUCUCUACCCUACAGCCAGAAGAGGGCAUCGUGCUCAGAGAGUGUCUACACACCUUCUGCAGGGAGUGUCUAAAAGGGACAAUAGUAAACAGUCAUGAUGCUGAGGUGUCCUGUCCUGACAAAUGUGAGAGCAAGCUGCUGGACCGAGAGAUCAAAGCGCUGCUCACAGAAGAGGAGCACCAGCGGUUUCUGGAGUUGCGUCUGAGCAUCGCAGAAAGCCGCUCAGAGCACAGCUUCCACUGUCAGACUCCCAACUGUCGAGGGUGGUGCAUCUACGAGGAUGAAGUCAAUGAGUUCCACUGUGAACUCUGCGAUGAAAACAACUGCAUUCUCUGCAGGGCGAUCCAUAGUGGUAAGAAUUGUAAGGACUACCAGGAUGACCUGCGCAUCCGAGCAGAGAACGAUCAGGCGGCUCAGCAAACUAAGCAGAUGCUAGAGAGCCUGCUACAGAAUGGGGAGGCCAUGAAAUGUCCGCGGUGCGACAUCAUUGUCCAGAAAAAAGAUGGCUGUGAUUGGAUCUGCUGUUUGAUGUGCAAGACAGAAAUCUGCUGGGUUACCAAACAAGCUCGUUGGGGACCAAAUGGCAAUGGUGACACAUCUGGUGGCUGUAAAUGCCGAGUCAAUAAUCAGUCUUGCCAUCCCAACUGCCAAAAUUGCCACUGAGGCAAGCACACUAAUGACAACAGACGCAGCUGCAAGUGCAUGCACUGUCUGAAGAAACGCAGACCUCAGCCGAUGCUCAUGCUGCUAGCUUAAUGCUGGCUAUAUUAAUGUGUUCUUUUGAUUUAUUUUACUUACUUUUAGCCUUGUUUUCAAUGAUGUAGUUGUCACACACCUUUCUUCAAUAGUACAGUAACCACAAAUAUAUAAUGCUAUACACAAGCUAUACAAACUGCCAGCUAUAAUCUUCUACAUCUCCCCAGCUGAGGAUAAUAACUGUUAGUGUGAGAAAAUAAGCUUUACUGGGAUUUUCUGCUAUAAUACUUGUUUUGUGAUGAAUUAAUGCUUAGUAAAUGGUUUGACCUCAGGCUACUACUUUCAUCAUAAUUCAGUUUGAUGAGCCAGCAAUUAUAAUUGUGUCUCAGCUCUCAGCUCAAACUUUGAUCGGACAAACACACCAAAAUAGAACUUUUAAAAAAUAUUUCUAGACAAAAAUGCAAGAAAAUGCUGAUACUCAAAUACAGAAAAUAAAAAUGUCACUCAACAGCUAACAAUUACAUGAAUAAGGAAUUGUUUUCCCCCUGUGUGAAGUAUGACUACAACUAAUUAACUACAACUAUUAAUUAAUUGUUUAUUUUUCCAACUCAUCAUUUAGUCUAUAAAACACCAGAACUGUAGACAAAUAAGUUACAAUUACUGAAGCCCAAAGUGAUAUCUUCCUAACUAAACUGAUCAGAAGAUUUUUUUAUGUCGUAACCCCUAUACGUUAUGACAUCAUAUGUAUAUAAGCCGUUUUUGCUCGAUAAGUGACCAAAAUUAUUCAUUUGUUAUCAGAAUUAUGAUAGUAAUAGAUUUUCUUCCAGUCGACUAAUCAUACUGUGGUGAAGGAUGUUGUUUUAAGUGUUUACAUUGAAUGAAUGUGUUGAUAAUGCAAAACAAGCUGCUCUAAUGCACUUAACUUUGAAGUAUCAGGUUGAAACAUGGCAUGGUGGACAAAUAAUGAUGCUGUAUUUUUGUUAGGGAUUCAGGAUUUUAUCUGUACUUCUUAAGAGCUAUAGUAACCAAUGUACUAUUACAUAAACAUAUUUUGUGUAUGUCUUGUAUCUAUGAAGUGGUUUCACUUGCAUGUUAAGUGACACGCGUUAACUCCAAUAAACUGGAACCACAAGCAUA
This is a messenger RNA of Siniperca chuatsi (mandarin fish), 2964 nucleotides long. RefSeq names its product RanBP-type and C3HC4-type zinc finger containing 1 (gene rbck1). NCBI's taxonomy places the organism in Eukaryota, Metazoa, Chordata, Actinopteri, Centrarchiformes, Sinipercidae. The transcript has 12 exons. The record is from RefSeq and is a predicted model, not a curated record. Gene Ontology annotation, cellular component: LUBAC complex. The coding region runs from base 262 to 1794 and encodes 510 amino acids. Gene Ontology annotation, molecular function: ubiquitin-protein transferase activity; ubiquitin binding. Gene Ontology annotation, biological process: protein linear polyubiquitination; positive regulation of canonical NF-kappaB signal transduction; proteasome-mediated ubiquitin-dependent protein catabolic process.